UCCGCUGAAUUAUAACGGAAGUAAGUACGUGGCCGCUUAGGCUGACAUUCUGCAUGAUGGCGACAGAGGUUCAGAGCGGCGACCUCAACAAUGGCAAUUCUAGCCGGCUCGAAGUCUCCAUCGACGGCCUUACACUUAGCCCCGACUCCGAAAGUGAACCGGGAAGGGUCGGGGAAUCGGAUUCCGUUCCUACCGGGCCCGAGGCGGCGGAGCCUGGUUCUGCCGAAGCCGAGGAUGGGGAAGACGGCGCGACAGACAAAUAUACCAUGGAGAAGAAAUGGGGGUUUGAUUUACUGGAGCUUUACGGAAUGGCCUUGAAAUUCUUUAAAGAUAAAGACGGCAAGGCCUUCCACCCCACGUACGAGGAGAAGCUACGACUCGUGGCUCUACACAAGCAGGUGUUACUGGGCCCUUACAACUCAGACGCCUCCCCCGAGGUGGGCUUCUUUGAUGUGCUGGGCAACGACCGCAGGAGGGAGUGGGCCGCUCUGGGCAGCAUGGAGAAGGAGGAGGCCAUGGUGGGGUUCGUCAAGCUGCUCAACAAGUGCUGCACCCUGUUCGCGCCCUACGUCACCUCGCACAAGAUCGAGAAGGAGGAGCAGGAGAGGAAACGGAGAGAGGAGGAGGAGCGUCUCAGGCUGGAGGAGGAAGAGAGGGAGCGACAGAGGCAGGAGGAGGAGCGGCGGCAACGCGAGGAGGAGGAGAGGCUGCGGAGGGAGGAGGAGGAGCGAAGACAGGCGGAGGAGGAGAGGCUACGCAUCGAGCAGCAGAAGCAGCAGAUCAUGGCGGCGCUGAACGCCCAGACGGCGGUGCAGUUCCAGCAGUACGCGGCGCAGCAGUACCCCAGCAGCGCCGAGCAGCAGCUGGGACUCAUCCGGCAGCUCCAGGAGCAGCACUACCAGCAGUACAUGCAGCAGCUCUACCAGGUCCAGCUGGCCCAGCAGCAGGCGGCCCUACAGAAGCAUGCGGAGGACGGUGUGGUGCAGGCCACCCUGGACGCCAACAGCUGUGGCGGAGGCGGCGGGGAUCACGCUCUGAUCAGUGCGGCCUCGCCUCUUUGCGCCACGCUGCCCUCUAGUGGUGACGAGGGCCCCAUGGUGAACGGAGGCCAGUCGGACUCGUACUCGGAGAGCAUGGAGCGGGAGCCCGAGGCCGAGGCAGCGGAGGAGCUCUCGGAGAACGGACCCUUACUAGUGAUCGCCGACUCGGCGCCGGUGAUCGCGGCGCCGUCCAUGUGGACGCGGCCGCAGAUCAAGGACUUCAAGGAGAAGAUCCGGCAGGACGCGGACAGCGUGAUCACGGUGGGCCGCGGCGAGGUGGUGACGGUGCGCGUGCCCACGCACGAGGAGGGCUCCUACCUCUUCUGGGAGUUCGCCACCGACUACUACGACAUCGGCUUCGGGGUGUUCUUCGAGUGGACGGACGCCGCGUCCGCCUCGGUCAGCGUGCACGUGUCGGAGUCGAGCGACGAGGACGACGAUGAGGAAGGUGAGCCCUCUGGUGAGGAGGAGAAGGCCAAGAAGGAGGCGGGGAAGCCCCAGACGGACGAGAUAGUGCCGGUGUACCGGCGGGACUGCCACGAGGAGGUGUAUGCCGGGAGCCACCAGUACCCGGGCCGCGGCGUCUACCUGCUCAAGUUCGACAACUCCUAUUCCCUGUGGCGCUCCAAGAGUGUCUACUACAGAGUCUACUACACCAGAUAAGCCUGAGAAGAGACACAAUGGGGGGGGGGGGGGGGGGGGGGAAGAGGUGUGUGUGUGUGUGUGUGUGUGUGUGUGUGUGGAACGCAUUGUCUUUGACAUGCCACAAGUGUACCUGUCUGGAGCCGAUGUAAGAAGGUCGAUGUCAUCUGUGUGUCGUGUAUGCGCGUGUCCCAGGACGCACCAACGUGAGGCUCCAGCUGAGCCCUUGAAGGAGAAAGGGUUUUCCUCUUCUGUGCUGCCCUUGCUCUACAAUCCAACUGACCAGCGCUCUCCCCCCAGAUCAGAGACAAUUUCCUAUUGGACGCUACCAUUUCCAAUUGGUCGGCAAUAGUUCAACACAACCACCAACAAUAAUAACGGCACAGGUUCACUACAGAACAUUGUUACAACAUUGUCCCAUAGAGGGGUGGUCUCUUCGGCCAUAUUAAGGGUCAUAUUUAGAUACACACAUGCACACACACCCCAACCUCCCAUUCGGUCACUUCCUUAUCUAGUUGUGAAAAUGUAUUUGUCCUCUUUCUUUUUUUUGUUUUCAGUUUGCACCUAUUCAGGUCAAAUGGAUUUAUUAUUACUUUACUUCUCAAAUGGAAGAAGCAUCUUCUCGUUGGAACAUGGUUAAGGUGGCUCUUGGGUCAUGAUCAGGAAUCAAACAAAACUAUUUUGGAUUGUCAGCUCAUAGGAUUGGACAAAAAAGGGUUUUAAGGUUUAAAUAUUCCCCAGCCUACCAACGGAGGGAGCCAGGAGUACGUAUGCACCAACUGGAAUAUUGGAAAGGUAUUCAUCUCUCCAUAAAGUCAUACUGUUGCCAAGUGAGUUACUUCUAUCUAUAUAUCUAAGAUAUAUAUUAAAGAGGGAGGAUUGUGUCUAACAAAACAUUGAAUUAAUAUUUAUUUUUGUUUGUUUUGUUUUUGAAAUAGUUGUGAUUUCUUUGGAUUUCUUUUUGUGAUACAAUGUUCGUUAAUCUUGUCACCUGAAUGCUUCUAAGGUGCGUCAAUUCAACUCUGAUUAUUUUUUCUUUUUCUAACUGGUGUAAAGAAAAGCUUCAAAAAAUGUUUUAGCCAUACAAGAAAGUAGCCAGUGUUCAUACUCUGCAGUCGUUAUCUAAGUGGUUACUGUGAAGUAGUCAAGAUUGCAACUCUAAUGAUAUGUAUACGUCUCCUUGUAUGAUGGUCAAUUGUUUAUCAUCCCAGAUUGGGGAUUCGUUGCUACCAUGUAUCAUCUCCUUGAUUUCACACCACAGGUUUUGCAGGCUUUGUGUAUCACACCUCCAAAAUCAUACCACCUCUUGGUGUGUGUGUGUGUGUGUGUGUGUGUGUGUGUGUGUGUGUGUGUGUGUGUGUGUGUGUGUGUGUGUGUGUGUGUGUGUGUGUGUGUGUGUGCUACUUCAUCAUAGGGUUGUUAUCUGCUCUGCUCUCUGUAACCCUACAGAUGGCAUUAUUUGUUUUUUUUAAGGUAAAACUAAACAGGUUUCACCGACACAGGGAUGGACUUCCAUGCAUUUAACCCAUAACCAAAAGACUUGCUCCCCUUGUUGCCUUGCCAAGUUCGCUGGCCAACCGGUCCACGUGAAUGAAUGGAAGGCAAAAAGUCUUGCCCCUCACCCUCAACAACAAGUACAAAUAUUAAUUUCUGUUUCCGAAUAUCGCUUCCCGACGCUUUCGCAAAAGAUCACGAAGUACCCAUGGUUUUUCUCAUGUUCACUUAUUUUGAAGUAUGUGCCACUCAGCAAAUGUUUGUUGAGUGGAGAUGUUAAUCUAAGCCUUUGUAUGUAAAUAAUUCUAUAAAUGGAUUUAUGUGUGGGGUUUUUAAGAUGUGGAAAAUGGGUUGUGGGUGUGAGGAAUCGAUGCACUAAAGUAUUGAGGGUGAGAUGUAUGUACUUUUUUUUUUUUUACCCCAAAUGAAAGUCCAAAACUCUUGGAAAGUGUAAAAGUCUAGAGACGGCACGUGUCAGAAAAAACUCUUGGGGGUUUUCUUUGUGUUUGUUGAUCCCUUAUGAGUUGUAAGAUCUUUUUGGGCAUAUAUUUAAUCUUGAUUAAACCUAUGUUCAUCUCUGCU
Molecule: messenger RNA, 3758 nt
Organism: Gadus macrocephalus (Pacific cod)
Lineage: Eukaryota; Metazoa; Chordata; Actinopteri; Gadiformes; Gadidae
Gene: acbd3
Product: acyl-Coenzyme A binding domain containing 3
Exons: 8
Coding region: 54-1703 (549 amino acids)
Cellular component (GO): Golgi membrane
Molecular function (GO): fatty-acyl-CoA binding
Source: RefSeq, a predicted model, not a curated record